AACAAAAACAACACUUGGUAAACACAACAAACAUAAAAUAGACAUAUCACAGUCGUAGUCGCUAUGGGAACGAGUUUUAACAUAUUUUAUUUGGGAUAUGAACAUUGUACAAUUAAAUCAAACGAAAGCAAAGAAAACUAAUACUCAACAUCAUGUUUGUAUAUUUAAGUAAAAAGAUUGCCAUACCAAACAAUGUAAAAUUGAAUUGCAUAGCUUGGAAUAAGGAGCAUGGGUACAUAGCUGUCGCUGGUUCUGAGGGCCUACUUAAGGUGUUGAAACUAGAGCAAGCAUCCAGUGGGCCAAAUAAGGGGAAUCUAGCUGCCGUAUCAAACUUGUCCAUGAAUCAAACACUGGACGGGCAUAAGGAAGGGGUUAAAGUGGUCACUUGGAAUGAGACGCAGCAGAAAUUGACUUCUUCGGAUCUGGAUGGAGUCAUUAUGGUUUGGAUGAUCUAUAAAGGUUCUUGGUACGAAGAGAUGACUAAUGAUCGCAAAAAAUCCACCGUUAAUAGUAUGAGUUGGACAUCUGAUGGUGCCAAAAUAUGCAUAGUGUAUGAAGAUGGGGCCAUUAUUGUAGGCUCAGUGGAUGGAAAUCGUAUAUGGGGCAAGGAACUAAAGAAUACACAUUUAACUAGUGUGCAAUGGAGUCCGGAUAAUCGCUUGAUUUUAUUUGGUUUAGCUAAUGGUGAAUGUCAUCUAUAUGACAACCAAGGAAAUUUUGCGAUGAAGCUAAAUAUACAAUGCGUCUCGCUCAGUCCAAAUAGAAACUUUAGAAUUUCGGCACUUUGUUGGUACAGCGGAAGAGCACCAUCCAACAGACCAGUUCUAGCGAUUUGUUUUGAGACGUGCAAAUUGCAAAUUAUGCGUAAUGAAAUCGAUGACGCCCCAGUUAUCAUCGAUACUGGCAUGCGAAAUAUAGACGCGGAGUGGAAUCAAGACGGUUCUGUACUAUCUGUUUGUGGAACUCUUAUAGAUUACAGUACUUCGAAGGAAUCAAAUCAAGUAAACUUUUACUCGCCAUUCGGACAGUUGAUACGCAUUCUGAAGGUUCCAGGAAAUGAGAUCUCUUCCCUUUCAUGGGAAGGAAAAUCUUUACGUAUUGCAAUGGCUGUAGAUUCAUUCAUAUAUUUUGCAAAUAUACGUCCCGAUUAUAUGUGGUGCUAUUUUGAAAAAACUGUUGUUUUCCUAAACAAAAACAAUACUAAUCAUAUUCGUAAUUCAACGACGAAUGUUAUCACAUUCUGGAAUACACUUUCUAAUCAGAGUUUUCUAAAGGAAGUCGAACCUGCAUUGGGGAUGGCUGCUUGCAGCGAGUAUUGCGUUUUAGCUGUAGAAUGCUUAAAUAGUAAUAUGAAGGAAAAUAUUAUUACUGAUGCUAAAAAUCAAAAUCAGAAUGACGAUAAAUGCUAUCAGUUAAUGUUGUGCAAUUCUAUUGGAACUACUGUGGACUCUAAAUACACUGAUAUGAAACCAAAUUUCAUUGGCAUUAAUUCUGGACAUGUAACAAUAGCCUCUUUUGAUGAAGUACUCAUUUGGCAUUACAACACUCCCAAGAGCGCAGCGAAUUUGCAUGGGGCGAAGGGACGUAAAGAGAAUCGGUUUCAUAUAGAUGAUACGCCAACUGGCGUCGAAAUGGCAAAAGAUUUAGUAAUUGCUACAGGUGGAGCAAGUGGUGAUAGAAAAGCCUAUAAGCAACAUGUUAACAUAGAUCCCAUAUGUGCACUCGCUAUGUCCGAGAAAAUAUUGUUGGUGGCACGUUCCUCGGGCAUUAUAAAUGAGUAUAGUGUACCGAAUGUAGCACUGCGAAAUCGUCAUAAGAUCAAUGCAACACCUCAUAAAUUGGCUAUUAAUUGCAAUUCUAGUCGUGCGGCCGUUAUAGAUGAUGUUGGUGUUAUGACGUUGCUAGAUUUAGAGGAUGAUCGUCAAUCACAGGUGAAUUUUAAUCGAGUUGAACGAAAGGAUGUUUGGGCUGUUUGUUGGGCCAAGGAUAAUCCUUUAUUACUCGCAUUAAUGGAGAAGACACGCAUGUAUGUAUUUCGUGGCAAUGAUCCCGAAGAACCUAUUUCUUGUUCCGGUUAUAUAUGUGCUUUUGAAGAUUUGGAGAUCACUAGUGUUCUGCUUGAUGACAUAAUUAGUGGCGAUGAGACUCAAAAUUCUGUUAAUCAUAUUAUACAGUUGCGAGUUAAAUCGUUGCGUGACACCGAUGAUCUGCUGCAACAUGUGGGCUUAGAAGACGCGAAGCAAUUCAUUGAAGAUAAUCCACACCCACGCUUAUGGCGUUUGUUGGCUGAGGCGGCAUUAAAGAAACUCGAAUUAGGAACCGCUGAAAAUGCAUUUGUUCGCUGCGCUAAUUAUCAGGGGAUUCAAUUAAUAAAACGUAUGCGAAAUAUCACAACGCCCAUGCUACAAAAAGCUGAAGUGGCCGCUUUCUAUGGUGAGUUCGAGGAAGCUGAAAAAUUAUAUAUGGAUGCUGAUAGAAGAGAUUUGGCCAUCAAUCUGCGCAUUACUCUAUGCGACUGGUUUCGUGCCGUUCAACUCUAUCGUAUGGGUUCGGGUGUGUCCGACCAACAAAUGGAAAUCGCUUGGCGUGAAAUUGGCAAUCAUUUUGCAAGUUUACGUUCAUGGGAGAGCGCAAAAGAAUACUAUGAAAAAUCACAUCACUUAGAAGGUUUAAUGGAUGCUCUUUACCAUCUUGAGAGAUUUGAUGAGUUGGAUCAAUGCAUUGAUAAAUUACCUGAGAAAAGUCCAUUGUUAGCAAAAAUAGCCGAAAUGUUGGCUUCAGUUGGAAUGUGCACAGAGGCAGUCAAGGCGUACUUAAAAAUGGGCGAUCCUAAAUCGGCGGUAAAUGCUUGUGUUAAUCUUCGACAAUGGGGAGAGGCGGUACAACUUGCUCGAAAAUUCGAUAUGCCACAAAUUGGAGAAUUGCUAUGCAAGCAUGCAACACAGCUUAUCAAAGAAGAUCGUCUACCUGAAGCAAUCGAACUUCAAAAGAAAGCCGGAUUCUAUUUGGAAGCCGCGCGUUUGUUGGGUAAACUGGCUCAACGAGAAGCGGAGAAAGAUACCAGUAUGUUACGUAUUAAGAAGCUCUAUAUUCUGGCUGGAUUAUUAUCCGAGGAACAUCUAAAAUCGUUGAGUACAGCUGAAUUGAGUUACAAAGUUGAUAGAAAUUCUAUAUUGGACACGAUGAGUCCAGAGGACGCACAUGUCGUUGAACAUAUGUGGCAUGCGGCGGAAGCUUAUCACUUUAUGAUGUUGGCACAGCGUCAGUUACGUUUUGGUAUUGCACACAGUGCGGUAGUUACUGCAUUGCGCUUGUGCGAUUACGAUGAUAUUUUGCCGGCAGAAGAUGUAUAUAAUAUACUCGCACUUUCCUGCUGUGCAGAUCGAUCCUUUGGAACAUGCGUCAAGGCUUUUACAAAGUUAGAAGGUUUGGAGAAUAUUCCGGAGUGUAGAGUCCAUGAGUAUAAACAGCUUGCGGAAAGUAUUUUUUCCAAGUAUACCACUGAAGAUACCAAAAAUGAAACGGUUAAAUGUUACGCAUGCAAUUCGCCGGUGCCCGAUAGUUUGCCGGUCUGUACAGUUUGUGGCGCUCGUUUUCCAGCAUGUGUGUCUUCAGGCAAACCUAUCACUCAACCCACAAGCAAUAUUUGGAUUUGUGGCAUCUGUCACCAUUGUGCUGCUCCAGUUGAAAUCUCACGCCAUCAUACCUGUCCUCUCUGUCAUAGUUUGAUAAUUUCAAUGACGCUUGAAAUUUAAUAUAAAGUUCAGACGGUCAUAACAAGUAUAUAUUCACUUAACCUGUAGGAAUAGGGACAUUUAUAUUACUGAUUGCUUGCCUUGAAAGAAGCGGGCGAUGAUUUCUUAUUUAAAUUAUAUUUAUCACAGUAAAGAGA
Molecule: messenger RNA, 3892 nt
Organism: Zeugodacus cucurbitae (melon fly)
Lineage: Eukaryota; Metazoa; Arthropoda; Insecta; Diptera; Tephritidae
Gene: Oseg4
Product: WD repeat-containing protein 35
Exons: 16
Coding region: 153-3755 (1200 amino acids)
Biological process (GO): protein localization to cilium; intraciliary retrograde transport; non-motile cilium assembly
Cellular component (GO): intraciliary transport particle A; non-motile cilium
Molecular function (GO): protein binding
Source: RefSeq, a predicted model, not a curated record